Messenger RNA from Lactuca sativa (garden lettuce), 1962 nucleotides. Lineage: Eukaryota; Viridiplantae; Streptophyta; Magnoliopsida; Asterales; Asteraceae. The record is from RefSeq and is a predicted model, not a curated record.
AUGGAAUCAAGGGAAGAACAACCAUCGCAAGCACAAUCUCAAGCUCAAUCCCAUUCUUCGGUUCAAUCAAAUGUACGAACAAAGACGGAUAUAGCAUGGGAACAUGUUACUCAAGUCGUUGAUGAGAAGGGGAAAAAGGCAUGGAUAUGUAACUUUUGUCAAAAAGUUAUAGGUGGUGGUGGAAUAAACAGGGUUAAGAAACAUCUUGCUGGUAUUAAAGGUGAGGUAGUAGCAUGCCCAAAAGUUAGUCCAGAAGUGCGGUUUACAAUGCAAGGAAAGUUGAAAGAGACUGCCCAAAAAGAAAAAGAAAAACGCACCACUAGUGUUACUAUCUUGGAUGAUGAUGAAGAGAUGGAGGAAAUAGAAAUGUCAACUGUGAAAAAGGGUAAAAGGAAAUCUACUUCAAACUUGCAUCCAUUUUUUACAAAAGGUAUAAAUGAUCCUUCCCAACCCACUAUUAAAUCUGCAAUGCAAAGUAAGGCAAAAAUACAUGAUGUGGAUUUAGCUAUUGCUAUGUGGUUUUAUGAUGCAUGUAUACCUAUGAAUGCUUGCAACUCUCCUUUUUUUCAACUUAUGGUAGAUAAAAUAGCAAGUAUUGGUUAUGGGUACAAAGCACCUAAUUAUCAUGCUCUGAGGGUUAAUUUAUUGACAGAUGCAAAAAAGAGAAAAAAUGUGGUUCAAAUGGUAACUGAUAAUGCUGCUAAUUACAAGCUUGCUGGUACUAAGUUAUGUGAAAGAUAUCCUUCUAUUACUUGGUCUCCAUGUGCAGCGCAUUGUCUUAAUCUUGUAUUAAAGGAUCUUUCAGAAUUGGAUAAUGUGAAAAGUUUGGUCAAUCUUGCAUCGAGGGUUACUAUUUUUGUUUAUAAUCAUAAGUGGCCGUUGAAUUGGUUAAGAAAAAGACCCGGUUGGAAAGAAAUUAUCCGUCCAGGUGCUACUCGGUUUGGUACCGUGUUCAUAGCAUUGCAAAGUUUGUAUGACCAUAAAGAAGAUUUACAAGCAAUGGUCAUAUCUAAUGAGUUUAAGAAGAUGUUGAAAGUGGGAAAUGCGGUUGAAUGUAAACAGAUUGUCUUGAAUGAAAUCUUUUGGAAGAAUUGUUUGAUUACAGUGAAAGUAAUGACUCCUUUGUUAAAGCUUUUGCGGUUGUGUGAUUCGGAUGAAAAACCUGCAAUUGGUUAUGUUUACGAGGGAAUGCGUCGGGCAAGAAGAGGGAUUAAGGAAUUGUUUAAGAAGAAGAAGGAAUUAUAUAGGCCUUACACUAACAUAAUUGAUAGCCGUUGGGAUAGGAUGUUAAGAAAAAGUAUUUAUUGUGCGGCUUAUUGGUUGAAUCCUGUUUUCCAAUAUGAUCAUGCAAAUCUUUGUAAGAAGAAUGAGGUGUUUCAAGGCGUUCUUGAAAUGGUUGAGAAGACUUUUAAAGGUGAUGACGUGUUAAAUAUUACCUUGAAUUUAGGGAGGUUUCGUGAUGCUGAAGGUACCUUUGGUAGAUCUAGUGCCGUUGCUUCUCGUAAUCUUACUCGUCCAGAUGAGUGGUGGAAGUUAUUUGGCGGAGAUAUUCCGGUUUUGCAAAAGUUUGCUAUUAGAAUAUUAAGUCAAAUGGCAUCUUCUUCCGGUUGCGAACGUAACUGGAGUGUAUUUGAAAGGAUUCACACGAAACGGAGGAAUAGAUUGGAACAUCAAAGGCUAAAUGAUCUUGUAUUUGUUCAUUACAACUUGCGUUUACAAAAUAGGUCUUACGAUCCUGUUGACUAUGAAAAUAUUGAUAAGACGGGAUUUUGGGUGGUUGAAGAAGAGCGGGAAGGAGAACUUAAUUAUGAUGAUUUGGAAAAUAUGCUUGAUGAGCAAGAGCAUGAACCGGCUUCUGAAUCACAAGGUGACCAUGUUGAUCAUGAAGUUGAUAGUGAAUUUCAGUUACUAAGUGACCGCGAGAUCGAUGCUUAUAAUACUCCAAUUUCUCAAGAUCCAUGA